AUGGCUCCUAUUUUGCACUUUGAUAAGAAUCCAAGAGGAAAAAAAUCUAGUUUCUCGGUGAUGACGCAGAGUGAAAAUGAGUUUGAUGAGAUUGUAAAAGAAAUUGAAUGUUUCUGUUCAAUGGUGACCAAAGGGAUGACGAAUGUUGUAAAGAAGGAAACAACGAUUCCAAAAGAAGUGCUAGAGAUCCUUGAAGGUUUCAAGGAUUUGACUAUAGAGGAAUUGCCAAAUGAUUUGCCUCCCAUGCAAGAUAUUCAACAUCAAAUUGACCUCAUCUUGGGGUCUAGCUUGCCAAACCUUCCUCACUAUCGUAUGAGCCCUAAGGAGAAUGAGAUUUUAAGGGGGCAUAUUGAAAAUUUGUCGAAGAAGGGAUUUAUUUAUGGGAUUCAGGUUGAUGAAGAUAAGGUGAGUGCUAUAAGGGAGUGGCCUACACUUAGAUCUGUGACUAAGGUUCGUAGCUUUUACGGCCUGACCACCUUCUAUAUGAGGUUUAUCAAAGUUUUCAGUACCAUCACUGCACCUAUUACUGAAUGUUUGAAGAAAGGGAAAUUCAAUUGGGGGUUUGAGCAAGAGUAG
This is a messenger RNA of Vicia villosa (hairy vetch), 576 nucleotides long. RefSeq lists its product as uncharacterized. Bases 1 to 576 code for a protein of 191 amino acids. NCBI's taxonomy places the organism in Eukaryota, Viridiplantae, Streptophyta, Magnoliopsida, Fabales, Fabaceae. The transcript is spliced from 2 exons. The record is from RefSeq and is a predicted model, not a curated record.